AUUAAAAGUCAAGUCAAAAAAGAAAAAAGAAUAAAAAAAGAUUGAUUUUAAGGAAACGUCAUGGUUGUUGACGGCGUUGUGAUCAUUGUCCCCGAAGAUGAUGGGGACCGCGAAGAGGGUGAAAUUGUCGAUGAGUUCGAAAUGAUUAUGUCGUCCGAGGAUGAGGAGUUUAAAUUGCGUGCCAGGAUCCAGCAAUUGGAAGAGAACAACAAAGACGUUGAACGAAUGGAAAUGAUGUUAUCAACAAAUCUGGCCACUUCCACUCAAUACAAUUAUGAAAAGCCAUUUGGGCGUUAUAAUAGUCAGCAUAUAGCCCCAGUCCAAGUUCUAUCCGAUGUAUCUAGUCAAUCGGAUAGCGAGUAUGAGUCACAGAGGAAGUAUUGCAAACAUAAAAUAAAACGCAUGGAUAGCAAAAGACACGAGGGACCAGCGCGCUCUGUUAGUUCAGUAAGUAGAACAGUUGUCGGAGGAGGCUCAGUCAAUUAUAGGCGUCAUUGGCCUUAUGUGCCACGUCGCUCCAAAUUAAAGCCGCAUGUUAAACAGCAGCGUCGCCCGAAACAAACUUAUAAUCAUCACAAGUCGAACUACUAUCCACAUCAUCAGGAUAACAUUUCGGUAGAUUCCAUGGAUGAGGACGAUGAGGUCUAUCAAUACGAUUGUAAUGACGGCGAUGAAGACGGAGAUGAUGAUACGUUGGCAAGAAUAAAUCGACUCAAACUAAGUAGAAAAAAAUUGCGUGUUGCCCUGGCCAGAGAGGGAACAAAUGAGUUGAUGUGUGGCCAGUACAAGCAUAGUCUAAAGGAGCGACUUUUAGGUCGCAGGCGUGAGAAGUCACCCAGUCCGAUUCCGUUGAGCAGCAGGCAUAGGAACAAAGAGUUUAAACAUGAAUCCGAAAUGCAAUUGCCCGAACUGGCACAGGAAGCGGAUGAUGAUGAGGGUGUAGCAAGGUCGACCAAUAGCGACAAUAACAAUCACGAACAUCCAAAUGAGGAUCCUGCUGAGCUCAAACUCCGCUUAAUAGCCCUCAAAUCAGCAAUUCUAAAGAAACAUUUGGCUCGCAAGAAGAGGGAUGCCGAACGUGCCUAUUCACCCACCGAUAUGAUCAAUCGUGUUCAUCCUACAAUUAGUAAUGAUUGCGAUAUUGAUGAUCUCAUGGAGAUCAGUCCAGCAGCAUCGCCUGAACGUGUGCCUAGUCCAGUACCGCCGCCGCCGCAAAUAGAUUUUGAACAAACUGUCGAUACGAAGCCAGUUGACAUGGAUCUGGUUGAAACGGAUAGCGAUGAUCAGCGUCGCAUGGAUUCAUGGAAUCCAUGGCCAAAUAAUUAUAAUUCCAUCCAUGCAGCUGGUGGAAGUUUUCGUUGUUUUAUGCCCAGCAUACCGGUGCCCAAUGUCUCCGUUCCAAUUGUUAUUGAUGAUAACGAGGAUGGCGAUGUGGAGGACGAGUUGGCAUAUCAUCAUCGGCACCACAAACGCAAAGUGCGGUUACAGUCCUAUGAUGAUGACGAAGUUGCCCCACCACCGCCUCCAUUUAACAUUCCACACAUGCAAAUCGUGGACAUGGAUGACGAUAACGAUAAUGCCAGGGAUGGGCUCAAUGUGGUUGAAGAUUCGUUUACGGAUAUUCAGUCCAUUUCAAUGGAUAAUUCCCAAACACGACAGAGUUUUCAAUCGACUGACGAUGAAGCUGGAGAAUUGCGUGCCAUGCUGCUAUCAAAUCUAAAGCCCAGCAAAGAGACUCAACAACCACAGCCAGUACCUGCUCCAGUACCUGCUUCAGUAUCAGCGACUGUACCUGCAUCACUGCCAUCACCAGAAGUGGUAACCAACGAUCAUGAUUCAGAUGAUCCUGAAGCAUUGCGUUCUCUACUUCUAUCUAGCAUUGCCUCAAAGAAAAAGACCACUGUUAUAUAUCAACAUCGGGAAGUGCUUAGUCCAAAUGAACGUCUAAAGAAUGCUGUUAAACGUUUUCAGGAAGUGCCCCUUCCUGCUCUUGUUCCAUCAGUUCCCGUGGUUCCUAUGCCCGUUCCUCCUCAUCCUUCUAUUGUUAAUGUCCCGCCAGAAGCAACAGAGACAACUUCAGAGAUCUCGCAAGAGGUCGUUCCAGUGAUAUCAUUAGACAUCCCGCCAGAAAUAUCGCCAGAUCCACCUUCAGAGGUACCGUCAGAGAUACCGCUAGGCACUCCAUCAGAGAUACCGCCAGAGAUUCCGUUGGAGAUUCCAUCAGAAACUCCUGCAGCCAAAAUACCUCAAAAUAUUAUUAAAAUUGUUAAACCCAAUAAGGUGAUCAAUAAGAAAACAGCCAUCAAGCGUAAAAUGGUCACAGAGGAAGCGGUUACACGUCCCUCAACACUUCUGGUUAAGGAAACCAGUGCUCCGUUGCUCGGACAUAAUUCCUCAGGUGGUUCCUCGAUGGCUACAACUGCUCGCCUUAUCACGACGGUCGAACCUGGCAGCAUAAAAGUCAAGAAGUUAAUUAUUAGCCUCGGCGAAUCCUCCGCCGGCAGUGAUGAUGAACUGGAAUUGAGUUCCUGCUAUGCCUCGUAUGCAACCACCUACACGGAUAAUGCCAGCCCCCUAAGCUUGGCCAUGGGUAGUAAUAGUGCCUCAACCACACGCUCAAAUACGCCAAAUUCUGAAAUAUUAGAACAAUCACAAUCAAAUAAUUCCAAUCCAAAUCUACGACGAACUGUGAUCAAUGAAUACUUUGAAAAGAAAUUGGAUGAUUUCCUCAAACAGGCGAGAUCCAAAGUGCCCACAGGGGUGAUGCCAAUUGCAGAAUCUGCCGAGAAGGAGCAGCAACAAGUUCUCGAGAAGGUUGUAAAGCUAAAGGCUGCUAAUGGAAUUGCAAGUAGUGCUACAGUUUCUUCCGCUGGAACACAAACAAAACCAAAGACAACUCCUGGGGCUGUUCGCCAUUUGCCAGUUGCCUCGCAAAAGGAAUAUUUACGACUGAUUGAACGCAUGCGGCUGUUGGAAAAACGAAAGGCAACAAUUGAGACCAACAACUCAACAGCGACUGAGAAAACUACUGCCUCAACAACAAGUUCACCCAAGGGUGAUCCCAAAGCCAAUGGCAUUGUAGCUGCUGCUACUGCUGCUGUAGAGCCGAGCAAAAGUGCAGUCGAACCACCAAGUACCUCCAAAGCUGGUUUAACCACGCAGCAAGCGAAAGAGAGUCGCUUAAAAGCCUUUGAGAAUUCAUUUAAUAAAAUUGGUGGCUCAAUGAUAACGAAUCUGGAGAAAUCCAUGCAAAUGGUUGCUGAAGCCAAACAAUCAAAAAUUACACGUUUACGUUGUGCACAUCGUUUGAAGGAGCUGCAUGCCGAAAUGCAGGCGGUAAAACUGUCUGUCAAGCAAGAGGAAGCGAAAUUGGCCCGAAUUCAGCCAGAGAUUCAAGCCAGUCAUGAAAUAAUCAUAUCAUUGAAACUGAAACGCAAUAAACUAUACAAUGCGGCCAUGGAACUGGGCAAAGGAUUAAGGGGCGACGACUACAGGUUAAUGGAUGAGGACAAGCCGACAAUUGUAAAGAAAUCUUCAACAUUAUCUAAGGAGAUACGUCUAUAUAAUUCCAUAGUUAAAUAUGAUGAUCUUGAUCAGCUGAUCCAGCAUGAAAAUAAAGCGGGGCAGAGUGAGCAGAUGGAUAAUGAUAAUAAUGAACAGACAGUUGAGAUGGCUAAUGAAACGGAGCCGCUGCCAAGUUCUAGCCCCAUUCAAUCAAUAGAAACCACUCAGAUAACAACAGCAGCAGCAAGUCGAUUAGAUAACCAGCCACAAGAAGAGCAAAAAGAAGACCAAAAAGAAGAGCCAGAGCCAGAGUCCGUCCCGGAACCAAUUGUGCCACCAAUCAAUGAAGAAAUGGUUGACAUCCAAAAACCUCCUGUCACUACUCCACGCUUUAUGAGAGAGUUGCGAGAGGAUGACGAGAAGGAUGUCGACGAAAAGCCCUUCGAGUCAAAAUAUCUUACUGAAUAUCGCACUCCAAUGUCACGCAAUUAUAACAGCCAAUUGGAUGUAAAUGCCACCAUUUGUCCCUUCGAUUUGAUGGGACGUUGUGAAGAUGGCGAUUGUCCCUAUCUGCAUUUAUCACAAGUGGAGGGAACCGCCACCCCAGAUCCAUGAGCUGACUUUGAAAAAAGUCAACAAACAGAAAAAAGACUAAUAUUUUUCUAAAAAAAAAAAAGAAAACAAAACCAAAUGAAAAAAAAAAACAACAAAACAAAAAAUCAUUCUAAAAUAGCGUGCUUGAAUUCUGGUAAGUUGAACUCUUCACGCAAAUUUAAUAUUUCAAUGUUGCUUUCAGUCAACGAAACCAAAA
Messenger RNA from Drosophila willistoni, 4315 nucleotides. RefSeq lists its product as uncharacterized. The record is from RefSeq and is a predicted model, not a curated record. NCBI's taxonomy places the organism in Eukaryota, Metazoa, Arthropoda, Insecta, Diptera, Drosophilidae. The transcript is spliced from 7 exons. Gene Ontology annotation, molecular function: metal ion binding. Bases 61 to 4119 code for a protein of 1352 amino acids.